UCAAGCGAAUGUGAAAUAUAGACAAAAACUGUAGAUAUACCCAUUCACAUAUGUAACACUUUGCCAAUUCCAGAAAAGCAGGUGCUGUUAUCUUCUUCGAUUCUGAUUGUAUUUUAUCCCUGCCAAGCAAAGGCAGUUUAAAUAUAUAAACGUAUUUAUGUAGCAACAGUUUCCUUAGUCCUUUUAUUUUUCUCUUCCUGGUUUGAGAGCUUUGUUCAUUUCAAACCCCUCCCAGUUAAGUCGGCCAAUCAUAUCAGAUGGUCACAGGCUCUGACCUACCUUUGCCACCAAUCACGCUUAGAUAUUUGUGUAUUUAGGCAAUUCACUUCGCAUUUAUCGUUCCGUUGUUACCUUCGAGUGCAGGUUCAGCAAAAAAUACAAGGUGCUUUGAAGAUGAAGGCUCUCUGCGUAACCCUUCUCCUCCUCUCCGAAGCGUAUGGUCUGCUUGGGAAGAAUGUUGAUCAGCCUUACGCGCUGGUGAGAGCUCAGCUUGGAGACACUGUGACUCUCCCAUGUUUCCAUGCUAAAGAUUUUGUGUCCUGUGCCAGCUGGUUUAAGCAGAGUCUUGGAGAGAAGCCCCAGAUUGUAGCAAUAACAAUGAACCCUGAAUCAGAUGCUAUAUUUUUCAAUGAGUUUAAAGACAGUGAACGCUUCAGUGCUAAAGCAGCGAAGGGGAGCUUUAACCUGACUGUGUCACGAGUAGAGCCGCUGGAUUCAGCAACAUACUACUGCAGUAUUACGCACUUCAAUGAGAUCAGCUUUGGAGAUGGAGCCACUUUAAUGGUGACGGGAUAUAUAAUUUUAGUUAUUAAACUGAAUUCUUUAGGUCCAGAGUCACAAGGCAGGACAGUAGUACUGCAGCAGCCCGAGUCUGAGUCAGUGCAGCCAGGAGACUCUGUGACUCUGCAGUGCACAGUACACACUGAGACCUGUGCAGGAGAACACAGUGUGUACUGGUUCAGACAGGGCUCAGGAGAGUCCCCUCCAGGAAUCAUUUACACCCAUGGAAACAGGAGUGAUGAGUGCAAGAGGAGCUCUGGGGCUGUAUCUCCCUCACAGAGCUGUGUCUACAACUUCCCCAAGAGGAACCUCAGCCCCUCUGAUGCUGGGACUUACUACUGUGCUGUGGCCACCUGUGGGGAGAUCUUGUUUGGGAAUGGGACCAAGCUGGACUUUGAGGGAGGUGAAUUAUCCAGGCUUGUGUUACUCUCGAUCAUACGGACUGGAGUUCUCUGCUGCAUCUUGCCAAUAUUUCUCCUGACCUGCUGCAAAAAGGCAUGAAUAAUAAUGCUAAUAUGGGCUUUCAUAUCAUUUAAUCAGCCAGUGAGUCGCAUUCAUAAUAAUAUCUCCUUCUACCUAUUCCUUUUCUUCUCCCUUAUUAUUAUGAUUGUUAUUAUUAUCGUCGUCAUCACCAUCACCAUUAUUAUUAUUAUUGUUGUUAUUGUUAUUAUUAUUGUUAUUUACCAGACAGGCUCCGUAUGCAAAUAAACCAAGUGUAUAAAUCCUCAUGUGCUGUUCUGAUCAUUUUGUCAAAAGCCUGGUUU
Molecule: messenger RNA, 1544 nt
Organism: Anguilla anguilla (European eel)
Lineage: Eukaryota; Metazoa; Chordata; Actinopteri; Anguilliformes; Anguillidae
Product: immunoglobulin superfamily member 3-like
Exons: 4
Coding region: 394-1281 (295 amino acids)
Biological process (GO): response to bacterium
Source: RefSeq, a predicted model, not a curated record